This is a messenger RNA of Oncorhynchus gorbuscha (pink salmon), 3001 nucleotides long. Its product is annotated as active breakpoint cluster region-related protein-like. Gene Ontology annotation, molecular function: GTPase activator activity; guanyl-nucleotide exchange factor activity. The transcript is spliced from 22 exons. Lineage: Eukaryota; Metazoa; Chordata; Actinopteri; Salmoniformes; Salmonidae. The record is from RefSeq and is a predicted model, not a curated record. Gene Ontology annotation, cellular component: membrane. The coding region runs from base 64 to 2583 and encodes 839 amino acids. Gene Ontology annotation, biological process: signal transduction; positive regulation of GTPase activity.
GAUACACACUCCCAGUCGCCUCACCCAGACACCCACGGAUAUUGUUACAGUUAUAUCAGCGCAAUGGAGUUAUUCAAGGAGGCAGUGGACUACCUUGAGACACAGCAUAUCCUAGUGGAGGCUGCAGGUGGUACAGGGCCUGAUCCACUGGAGGAUGAUGUGUUUCCAGAGGAGGAUGUGUUCUCCCCCCUCCAGACAGACAGCAUGGACCUGCCCGACACCCCCGUCCUGCGUACCCUGGAAGAGAUGCUGGUUAGGAGGCUCAUGGUCCUGAGAACGGUCCUGGACAGUGAGAAGAUCUACCUCAAUGAGCUAGAGACACUGUUAAUGCCUAUGAAGGCCUUGAAGGCCACAGCAGGGACGUCCCAGCCAGUUCUGUCCAGCCAGCAGGUCCGAACUGUGUUCUAUCAGGUGCCUGAGCUCAGAGACCUGCACAGAGACUUCUACACUUGCCUGAGGGACCGCCUGGGGCUGCUGGGGCCACAAAUACACCCAGAGACAGACCCGGGGCAGGGGCCGGGGAAAGAGCAGGGCCAAAUGGGCUUCCACCUAACUGUUGGAGACCUCUUCCUUAAGAUUGUGAGCCAGAUAGGUGUGUAUCGUGGUUUCAUAGAUAACUAUGAGAGUGCUGUGGAGAUCGUGAGGAGGUGUACUCAGACUGACAAGCGCUUCAGAAUACUGGCUGAGAGUAUGAUGUUUUAUAAUGGAUCAGACAAAUCGAAGACGGAAUACACCUUUGAGGCUCUGCUGUACAAGCCUCUGGACAGAGUCACCAAGACAACCUUAGUGCUGCAUGACCUACUGAAGCACACUCCCCAGACGCAUGGUGACCACCCCGUGCUGCUGGAGGCUCUGAGACUCUCCCAGAGCUUUCUGUCUGGGGUCAACGAGGGGUCACAGUGCAAACAAGAGGUCACCCUCAGCAGGGGCAUGCGGCGUCAGUUGAUGCGUGAUGGCUUCGUGGUGGAUGUGUGUGAGGGGGGGCGUAACCUUUGCCAUCUCUUCCUGUACACUGACCUGCUGCUAUGCACCAAACUCAAGGGCGGGGCUCAAGGUAAGCAGGCCCAGUACAGGUUCUGUUGGUACCUGCCUCUAGCUGGACUGAAACUCCGCUGGGGACCAGAGAUGGAGCGCACCACAGACACACACCAGCGCAUACACACCAUGAGAGCUAAGAUGUACGUGCUCAGACACGAACUGCGACAGAUCAUGAAGCCUGUCCCACUGAAGUCCUUGGCCGCUCGAACUUCAGAGCGAGGCAGGAAGAAGAUGGAGCACCUUGAACUGAUGUUUCUCACACAGUCUCCCUUCCUCCCCCUGGAACUACACAGCCCCAGUGGCAAGAGCCACACUCUGGUGAUGUCAUCUCUGUAUGAACUAGAGGAGUGGAGAGAGGCCAUCCACAGACUCACCAGAGAUAACAUAGAAACGGUUCCUCCAGAUCUGCUCACCUUGACCAGCUCCUGUGUCAAACUGAGAAUGACCCAACAGCCUCCCCUACACGGCAUACUGCCUCAAAGUGAGGAGGAGUCUCUAUGUGGGACUCUCAGUGUAGCCAUUCACUCUGCCUGUGGAUUACAACAGCCGGCCAGUGUGUAUGUGUGUGUGGAGGUGGAUGGCUUUGAGUUCUAUGAGAGCCAAGCCCAGACCCAUUCCUCUGUCAGCAGUCUCAGCCCUCACUGGGAACAGGAGUUCUCAUUCCAGGUGGAUGGGGCUCAGAACCUCAGGGUGCUGGUUGUGUUACAGCCAGAGGAAGAAAAGAUCUGUGAGGGCCAAGUCCUUGGCAAGACCUCCAUACAGCUGGACCCAUCCCUCCUACAGAAGCGAUGGAGGAGACAGACCGUAUCUCUAGGCCAGGUGGUUGUGAGUCUGUCUCUAAAGUACUACCCUCACCCUCUAGACCGGCCCAGUCUGGCCCCCGCCCAGCAACAGCGCAUCUUCUGCAUGCCCAUUGGAGCUGUGGCACAACAGGAGGGAGUCCUGGUGCCACAUGUGGUGCGUUGCUGUGUAGAGGAGGUGGAGAGGAGAGGAAUGGAGGAGGUGGGCAUCUACAGGCUAUCAGCAGCUACCAGUGACAUCAACAACCUCAAGACUGCCUUCAACACCAACCUGCGUGAGGCAGUGUCCAGGUUGAGGUGUGUAGAUGUGAAUGCUGUCUCAGGUAUACUGAAGCUCUACUUCAGGGAGCUGCCGGAACCCCUUAUACCUACAGAGCUGUUUCAGAGCUUCACCAAGGCGUUGGACAUCCCAGACCUGAGCUCCAGGAGUGUGUCCAUGUUGUCUCUGCUCCAGUCCUGUCCCUCCGUCAACCAAAACACCUUCCUGUUCCUCCUCCACCACCUCAAACGAGUGUCAGAUAGACAGGAUGUGAACAAGAUGCCUCUAAUGAACCUGGCCACUGUGUUUGGUCCCAGUCUACUGCGCCCCCCGGUGGCUGUUCUGGGGCAGAGCAGCCCGGCAGUGGACAUUUCUCAGGAGGUGGUGGUGCAGGUCCAGGUUGUGUAUUCCUACCUGCAGUGUGACAACCUGCCAGCAGCCCAGACCUGCUUAGCACAUGACACAGCGACCUGCGACAGCGACUGAGGAGGAUUAGACAACCAGCAAGUGAACCAACCCCUGGAAACAUCACGGUUGGCCAACAGAAACUAAGGGGAGGAAAAAAAGAAGACUUGUAAAACUACAGACACUGUAAAGAUUAAAUGUAUUUAUUUGGGUUGAUAGACCUGUCCUUUACUUUAUAUGAGGCACUAGGUCGUAGGAGGUAGAGAAAUGGACAGCAGAUGGAUUUGGGGGUGGGUUGUUGGGAUUGGGGUGUGUCUGUGUUUCACACAGUGCAGAUGUUGUAUAAAGGUUGGAGGUCACCUCACUGGCUUGAAAUCCCAUCAGUUAUGGUUCAAAUCCAACUAGACGGAGUUCACACACACACACACACACACACACACACACACACACACACACACACACACACACACACACACACACACACACACACACACACACA